AAACAACUUCCCACGCUCGGCGGGUGUUGAGCGCUUCCUUCUUGCAACCCACAAGGGUGACAAGCGGCAGGAGGAAGGGGGCGAAGACAGAUUGGAGCCGAGGGAGGAAGAAGUAGAAAGUGACCGCGCCUUAGGCCAAGGCCUCCCGGAGCUGAGACAAAUUGAGGCGGGAACCGUCGUUGCUGGAGGCAACAUGAACUCGGGGCCUAUUAGGGCGACGCGGGGCCGUCGGCAUGCUCAGUUCCCGCUGCUGGUCUUGUGGGCGCUGCUGCUUCUGACCCGCUCUUCGGAGGAAGAGAAGAAACGGGAAAACACCAGAGACAUAAUUUUUGAUAUUUGUGCUACUUGCCAUGCAAAUGCCACCUGUGUACAAAAAGAUGGCAAAGAUAUCUGUGAAUGCAACUAUGGAUUUAUUGGAAAUGGAAGAACAAUCUGUAGUGAUAAAAAUGAAUGUCUUUCUGGCAUUUGCGGAGAGCAUGCUGUAUGCCAUAACACACACGGAAGCUAUUACUGUGUUUGCCAUGUAGGCUUCCAGGCUUCCAAUAAACAUGGAACAUUUAUUCCCAAUGAUGGCACAAAAUGUAUAAUUGUGGAUUGUGGACCUCCACCUUAUAUUCCAAACACUCUGUCAGCUCCUGUGGAUAAAACCACAUAUGGAAACCAAAUUCUUUAUACUUGUCAGCCUAAUUAUGUCCUUGAAAGUGGAAACUCAGCUGCGGUUUGCAGUGCCAAAGGAAAAUGGGAAGGUGCAGAUAUGGUGUGUAAAGAAAUAGAUUGUGGAAAACCACCGUGGCUGCCAAAUGCAGAUAUUAUCUGGAAUAACAGCACAACUUUAGGGAGCACCAUAUACUAUAAAUGCAAGGAUGGAUUUCAGUCUUUUGGAGAACAUAAUUUUUCACAAUGUAAAAUAUCUCGCAAAUGGGAAAACAUUACUUUUGAAUGCAAAGAGAUCAUCUGUGGCCAACCUCCUGUACUGUCUUUCUCAAACAUGAUAUGGAAUGGGUCUACUCAUCCAGGAAGCACCGUAGAAUACAACUGCAUGAAAGGUUUCUAUUCCACAGGGACAAAAAGUCAUUCAGCUUGCACAAGAAAUGGAUCUUGGGAAAUGUUGGAUUUAAGAUGUAAAAAAGUGCAAGACUUUGUUAAUGUUACAUGGAAAGAUCCUUGUGUAUCAUGGAGGAGACAUUAUGGAAGUGCUGGAGUAAAUGAAACUUAUCAAGUUACUGUGUUGAUGCUAGGAAAUGAAUCAAAAGAAAUGACAGAUAUGUUGAUCAAACCUCCUGCCACUGAAAUGGCUGUAAAUGUGUGUUUGCAGUUACGCCAACACACAAAUUACACUGUGGAAAUUAUUGCAGACUCUAUUAAUUUGCGUUUACGGCUCAGAAUAGCACAUCCAGUAAUUCAUCCAGUGGUUGAAAAGACAAUAUUCAACAAUAUCUCCAUAUUUAAUGACACCUGUAUUAAAUGGCAGAGAGUCCCAGGAAGAAGACAGUCUGAGGAAACCUACCUAAUUCACCUAGUGGGUCUACGCUGGUAUCAGAAGGAAUUCAGUCAUGAAAUGAUUCUUAACUUUACCACAGAUUCUUGGAAUCCAGAAUUGUGCCUCAAUUUAUCUUCAGGCAGCAAUUACACUGUAAACAUCUCCACUGCUGACCUAAAUCAUAGUGUCCUUAUCCAUUUGAGUGUCCCAUUAGCAGAUCCACCAUCGGCACAAGUAGAAUUCAUGUCCACGCGAGACUUUAUACCAUUAUUGAGCUUUCUAAAAGCUGAAGGAAGAAAUGGUCCAAUCAGUUCUUACCAAGUGAUUGUCAUUCCUGGGAUUCCGCUCUGCAACUUUAAUUGCUACUCCUUGACCAACCUCUCCUACUUCAGCAAAGAUUCAGAAUCCGAUAGCUACGUGACAGCUGAGUUCUCAGCCAAGAGCAUUCCUGAGAACAGGUUGACCUUUGUUCUCGGAGACCGACUAUAUUAUGGAGGAUUUUAUAACGCUCCCUUGAAACCAAGAAAAGCAUAUUGUAUUGUACUUAGGACUGUCAGCAAGUGGAAUUGGAUGAGAACACAGUCCUGUGUAAUAUGGGCCCAUAUUAGAGAUAUAUCAUUCCCAGUGCAGCAUUUGACUAUCGUUAUUUUAAGCUCAGUUUCUGCUAUCAGUACCAUCUUUUUAUUAUUACUCUGCCUAGCAUGCAGCACAUUCAACUCCAUCUGAACCACCAAGAAAACGUUCUUUUGAUAGACUGUAUAUUUAUCAACUGCUAUCAAUAUGGCCCAAGAAAGCAAUGCAUGGUUCUGCAAAUGCUUUUGUCUAAUAGUUACAACUCCUGAUCAUUUGGAAAAGAAUAAAAACAAGACACAAAAAUACGAAGCUAUCCUUCAGUGCUCAAGAGGAAGAAUCCCAUAUGCAAAAUACCAUCUCCUGCCUUCCCAUUUAAAAUGAGUUUUCAUACCUUGUUUUGUUCAUGUAGUUUUCAAUCUUGAAGCUUGUUAUGUUUGUUUACACACGUACACAUUUUACAUACAGAACAAACUCGUGUGUCUUCUGUUUCAGUUCAUGUUAAGACACUGAAUUUAUUUUUGGAUGGGGAGUUACUAAAUAUUUUUAAAUAAGAACCUUUAGUAACUCUUUAAAAAUAGAACAAUUAUAUUAGAGGCCCAAGUUAAAAUCAGAAAUACACAUUUCUGAAAAUGAGUUAAAAUUGAAUUUGUUUUCCUUUGAAAUCAAGAGGAUUUCCCCCCUUUAUUUCAAUAGAAUCUAUGCUUACUUUUGUAAUUUGGAUCCACUCAGUAGGUGCACAUUUCUAGUGAAUUGUUUAAUGGGAUUAGGCUAAAAAGAUGUGUUGUUUUUUAACCAUUCUCAGAAAAUUUUACUGCUUUCAUAAUUUGCAAAGAAGCAAAAUUUGGUGAAAUUUUCAUUUAGCAAGAACUUUACAGUAUUUUUAGCCUCCCACACUUCCCACAUUGCACUUAAAAUUAUAAUGAAAUGCCUUUCAAAGGGUUUUUUGUUUUAGAUUAGAAGCAUGGACAGAAAGCAAGAAGAAAUGGUAUUUUAUUUUAAGACUUACGAUUAUUAGCUUUCAAGGAUUACGGAAGGCACUAUUGACAUUGGAGAGAUUGGGGCUGGCUUCUUCAACCCUCUGGAUCGUCUCCUGGAGGCUUUACCCAUCCAUUUUAAAGCUUUAAGUGAGAAAUGUAAAAUUUACAUUAAUUUUCUCUUUAUAUUGAAAAUGCUAAAACUCCCCCAUCAAAAAUUCCAUUUUGCUACUCUUGGACAUUCUGUAGCCUUGGGCUGCAAACUUCUAACCCCUGGUGUUCUAUGAUCCUCAAAGAAAAAGACACCAUUACAUUUUCUGUUCAAAAAUAAAAUUGUUUACAAAACAAAACAAAACAAAAAAACAACCAAAAGAAUUUUGUAAGCAAAAUGCAAGAGAAAAGUUUCUUUCAUGGAAGUAAACUUUGGGCAAAUCAACACACUCUCAAAUCCAGGGAACUUCUAACUCAGAUGUAUUUGUCCUUAGAACUUUGUUUUAAAUAUAGUUUUUGACUUAUGAUUUUAAGAAAUAAUUGGUAGAAACCAGUUAACCAGAAAUGUUUACAGAACUUUGAUGAUCAUCUGAGUAUUAAA
Molecule: messenger RNA, 3619 nt
Organism: Ahaetulla prasina
Lineage: Eukaryota; Metazoa; Chordata; Lepidosauria; Squamata; Colubridae
Gene: SUSD1
Product: sushi domain containing 1
Exons: 15
Coding region: 194-2206 (670 amino acids)
Molecular function (GO): calcium ion binding
Source: RefSeq, a predicted model, not a curated record